Messenger RNA from Cervus elaphus (red deer), 3266 nucleotides. It is a transcript of the gene FADS6, whose product is annotated as fatty acid desaturase 6. The coding region runs from base 106 to 1134 and encodes 342 amino acids. Gene Ontology annotation, cellular component: membrane. The transcript has 6 exons. Gene Ontology annotation, biological process: lipid metabolic process. Lineage: Eukaryota; Metazoa; Chordata; Mammalia; Artiodactyla; Cervidae. Gene Ontology annotation, molecular function: oxidoreductase activity, acting on paired donors, with oxidation of a pair of donors resulting in the reduction of molecular oxygen to two molecules of water. The record is from RefSeq and is a predicted model, not a curated record.
CGCCCCGCCCGCCCGCGCUCGCGCUCGGCGCCUCUGCCGCCCGGCGCCGCAGACGCUCCGGAUCCUCCGAGUCCUCGGCGGGUGCCCAGUCCGAGCGUGGAGCCCAUGGAGCCGGCGGGGGGCGCGCCCCAGGAGAGCGCCGGGGCCGAGGCGCUGCUGGGCGAGCUGGAGGCGCGGGUGCAGGAGGUGGUGAGGGCCAGCUCGUGGUGGGAGCGCCACGGCGUGGACUGCGCCAUCCUCGCGCUCAGCCUCCUCGCCUUGCCACCCGGGUUCCUGUGUCUGCGCUCUGACAGCCCCCUGGUCUUUGCCCUGGGCAUCACCAUCCUCGGGGUGUGCCACUACACGCUGACCGUCAAGGGCAGCCACCUGGCCACUCACGGCGCCCUCACCGAGUCCAGAGGCUGGAGCAAGGUCUGGACACUUUUCUUUGUGGAGGUAUGCACGUCCUUCACUGCGGAGUACGCCAAGUAUGGACACGUGAAGAUGCACCAUGGCUACACCAACGUGCUGGGCCUGGGGGACUCAAGCACGUGGAGGCUGCCUUGCCUCAACCGCUAUGUCUACAUGUUCCUCGCUCCUUUCUUGAUCCCCAUCAUAACCCCGCUGGUGGCUGUGGAGCGGCUGAGAGAGGUGGAGCUCAGGACGGCCCUGCGGACUCUGGGCCUGAUCUCCCUGGGCCUUUAUUCUCAAUACUGGCUGCUCCUGAACGUGUCUGGCUUCCGGAGCCCCAGCUCGGCCCUGGCCUGCAUGCUCAUCACCAGGUCCCUGCUGGCCCACCCUUAUCUCCACGUCAACAUCUUCCAGCACAUCGGGCUGCCCAUGUUCUCCCCCGACAAGAAGCCCCGACGGAUCCACAUGAUGAGCCUGGGGGUGCUUAACCUGCCCCGGCUGCCCGUGCUGGACUGGGCGUUCGGCCACUCUCUCAUCAGCUGCCACGUGGAACACCACCUCUUCCCCAGGCUCUCCGACAACAUGUGCCUGAAGGUGAAGCCCGUGGUGUCCCGGUUCCUCCACGAGAAGCAGCUGCCAUACAACGAGGAUUCCUACCUGGCUCGCUUCCGUCUGUUUCUCCAACGCUACGAGGAAUUCAUGGUGCAGACCCCUCCCAUCACAGAGCUGGUGGGGCUGCAGUGAGGGGCGGGCCAGCCAGGCCACCUCGCUGUCCUUCCCGGGGGCCCAGCCCUGGCGCUCCUGCCUCUGCUGGCCACCCCUGGGGCGGGGAGGGCGCCGGCCCCCACCCAGGGGCUGUGCUUCGCUCCAUUGGAGUGUGGAGGUGCGGGUGGAUAGUGAGGCGGGGAGCUCACGCCGGGGGUUCUGGGGGUCACCUGCUCUGCUUGCUCUUCUGGGUUUCGAGGAAUAAAGGUGGCUGGGCAUUCUGCUCAGUCUGGACCUCAGCCAGCUUCAUCUCAGGACUAAACAGAUGGAUUCCUUCCUGCUUUCGCUCUGAGCCUUGGGAGGGCUAGUGGACAGGGGUAUGGAGAGGCUCUAGGUUGGGAGCAGGCCGGGAGGGGCACCAAGAGAGAGGGGUCCACCUGCCGCCUGGCGAGGGCCUCCCUGGUGCCAGGGAGCUCUGGACUUGGCCACUCCUCCUUCCUGUGCCAUUUGAGGUUCCGGCCCCGAAGGAGCCCUCUCCCCAGGGACCACAGGGAGAGGUUACCUCCGGCAGACUUUCCUAGUAUCUCAGCCAGGAAACCUGUGCAAGACCCUGGGCUCAGCAGCUCCCGAGACCCACAGCAUCUGUGAGAUCAAAGUGUGUGUUUUGUGGGGAAGGCUCCAGGGCAGAUGAGGAUAGCAAGGGGGUAAGUAGCUUUGAGCGGGACCUUGGCUAGCUCUCCAAGUCAGCAUUGCUUGUGAUGUUUGCAAGGGGUGGAGGAAUUCUCAACUGGGGGAGAGAGAAAAUGACUGGGAGGGUAGCUGAGGCUGGAGAGGGGUUAUGGGAACAGGCGCUGGAGGUCAGAUGGCCUUGGAGAGGAGAGGAAGGAGGGGGAGAGGGAUGGGGGUUCAGACACAAGAGCUGGGAGUCAAGGGCUACGCUUAGCUGUGAAAGGAAUGUCUGCAGCCUGGGAGUGAGGCGGAGAUAUAAGGGAGUGACUGAUGCCAGCCAGAACAAGAGCCUAGGUAGUGGGGAUGCCACUGAGAUCCAGCCCAAAGCGGGCGGCCUGGAGAGAGCGAGCUGGGAGCAGCGCUGCCUGGAGGCUGGAUGAGAAAGUGGGAGGCAGGGCCCAGCUGGAGGCUGAGGGAGAGUCAGAGAAGGAGGCCGGGCCUCUGAUAGGAGGCCAGAGCAGUGAAGUUUAAAACAGCUUUCUCACUUUGGCACUGUGAUGCUUUGGCCAGCUAAUUCUUUGUCGCUGGGGACUGUCCUGUGCAUUGUAGGGUGUUUAGUCACAUCUCUAGCUUCUAUCCACUAGGAUGCCAAGUUGUGAUAAUCAAAAACGUCUCCAGACAUUGCCAAAUGUCUCCUGGUUGGGGGGCAGGCGGCAAAAACCCUCUCUGGUUGAGGACACACAAGUCUAUCCUAAGUGCAUGAUCACCUUGUUUUUCAGUGAAGUCCUUGGACGAGGUGAAGGACAUGCUGAUCCUGAUAAAGGGAAGGCUGAAUGCCAGCACGUGGGGUGGGUGGAGGGGAGAGGAGCAGGCGAAGGCGUUCUCUGAGCCUGGUCUCGUGAGAGCACCGGUCUCUGGUGUGGCCUUAGGCGGCUCUGCUGAGUAGCUCCCACUUGCCUGGCCAGGUCCACUCCCCUCUCCUCCACCCUGCCCGUCUCUCUGGAAGCCCACAGCUCCUGGCCAGUGCCCUCUCCUCCUGCUGCAGCUCUUGCUACUUCCGGAACAGCUCCUUCUUUUUGCUCCUUCAGGGCCUAGGGUGAAAGUGGCUUCCAGCUGUUGAUUGUCCCCCCCAUGGGGUGGGGGGGCGCUUCACCACAUCCUUCAUCCUGCCACACCUCUGCACAAAGUUUCUUCAUUAAACUCUCUUCACUCAGCCCCUCUGAGCAUGCCAUCUGGUUCCUGCUGGGAGGCUGACUGAUAGAGCAGUUUUGGAUCCAAGCAGCCCUCUUGGAAGGAGGCGGGCUUGGCAGCCUCCCCCGCCUACUGCUCUGCUAUACGUUAUUGAUGCUCUUUUGAAAUGCAUUAGCAACUCAGAAAUGGCCUUAAGGUCUGGGAAUGUGAUUAAUCAAACUGCUAAUUCUCCACAUGAAAAAUGCAACAUCAGAAAAGGCCCCUUGCACCUCCAGGCCUCCUGGCUAAUGAUUAAAACCAUCCUAAUACAA